AUGGAAGACCUCUUUUGGGUGAAUCUCUGUCAACUGAUCCCACUCAGCACAACUCAUUACCCAUGCGACACAAUUGUCACAGAAUCCACUACUCGAAUUCGACAAUGCUUGACACACUUGACCAGCUUGCUUGAACAACGCUCAUUGGCACUCUUGAAAUGCGCCCAGUUUGACACAGCCUUACGAGACACGAAUGCCAUUCUCAAACUCGAUCCGACAUUGGCGCUUGGUUAG
Lichtheimia ornata is the source of this 234-nucleotide messenger RNA. RefSeq lists its product as uncharacterized. The record is from RefSeq and is a predicted model, not a curated record. The transcript has a single exon. Bases 1 to 234 code for a protein of 77 amino acids. NCBI's taxonomy places the organism in Eukaryota, Fungi, Mucoromycota, Mucoromycetes, Mucorales, Lichtheimiaceae.